Messenger RNA from Penicillium macrosclerotiorum, 1191 nucleotides. RefSeq names its product sugar phosphate/phosphate translocator. Lineage: Eukaryota; Fungi; Ascomycota; Eurotiomycetes; Eurotiales; Aspergillaceae. The coding region runs from base 1 to 1191 and encodes 396 amino acids. The record is from RefSeq and is a predicted model, not a curated record. Gene Ontology annotation, molecular function: antiporter activity. The transcript is spliced from 5 exons. Gene Ontology annotation, cellular component: trans-Golgi network; Golgi apparatus; endosome.
AUGGCCAACGGUCGCUCGUCUCAAGAUGAUCGCAAACUCGAGAGCGGUGCCCCCGCGCCCGCGCCGCAGAACAAUGGUUUGCACCCGGCUUUCUACAUUGCGUGCGUCCUCGCCAACGCGGCCUCCUCCAUCAAUCCCCUCGGGUCUGCGAGGGCCUUUGCUAAUACGCCCCCAGUCUCCCUUGCAGUCGACCACGAUGGCUUUGCCGCCGAGAAUAUCAGAUCUAACAUUCGGUCAACAGCGCUCUUCCUGACGACAUGGCACAUGAUCUUCGCCACUGCGAUGACCCAGGGUCUGGCGCGUUUCACCACCAUCCUGGACUCCCGUCACAAGGUCCCUAUGACCCCGGCUACCUAUGGACGUGCCAUUGUCCCGAUCGGUAUCAUGUUCAGUUUGUCUCUGAUCUGCGGUAACCUGGCCUACCUCUACCUAAGUGUUUCCUUCAUCCAGAUGCUGAAGGCGACCAACGCUGUCGUGACCCUCUUCGCUACCUGGGCAUUCGGCAUUGCCCCGGCCAACUACAAGACCCUCGGAAACGUCGCCAUCAUUGUUGUUGGUGUCGUGAUUGCCUCCUUUGGUGAAAUCAAGUUCGACAUGCUCGGUUUCCUCAUCCAGGUCGGCGGUAUCAUCUUCGAGGCUCUCCGCCUGGUCAUGGUCCAGCGCCUGCUCAGCUCUGCCGAGUUCAAGAUGGAUCCCCUUGUUUCCCUUUACUACUACGCUCCCGCCUGUGCUAUCACCAACGGUGUUGUUACUCUCUUCACCGAUCUCCCCCGUAUGACCAUGAACGACAUUUACUCCCUCGGCAUUAUGACUCUCAUCGCCAAUGCCCUCGUUGCUUUCCUGCUUAAUGCCUCUGUUGUGCUUCUGAUUGGCAAGACCUCUGCCGUCGUCCUGACCAUGGCUGGUAUCCUGAAGGAUAUCCUUCUGGUCUGCGCCUCCAUGAUGAUCUUCCGUGACCCUGUCACUGCCCAGCAGUUUUUCGGUUACUCCAUUGCCCUGGCUGGUCUGGUCUACUACAAGCUGGGUGCUGAGAAGAUCAAUGCCCUCACCACCGACGUGCGUCUCCAGGUGGGCGAGUAUCGCCGCGCUAACCCCGCCCAGGCUAAGGCAAUUGCGAUCGGUGCUGCAGUGACGAUCGUCCUGAUUGUCCUGUACACUGGAGCUCCGUCCUCCGCUCACUUGACCAACUAA